Molecule: messenger RNA, 1468 nt
Organism: Dicentrarchus labrax (European seabass)
Lineage: Eukaryota; Metazoa; Chordata; Actinopteri; Moronidae
Product: phenylethanolamine N-methyltransferase
Exons: 3
Coding region: 35-859 (274 amino acids)
Cellular component (GO): cytosol
Molecular function (GO): phenylethanolamine N-methyltransferase activity
Source: RefSeq, a predicted model, not a curated record
AACAAACAGAGGUAUUACAUAAGUAAACGGGAGGAUGGAAGAAAAGAGAACAGCGAGUGGAGUAGCGGCCAUGGCAGCCUACUACCAGAGAUUUGAUCCCGCAGCAUAUCUACAGUAUAACUACACGCCACCACGGGCUGAUUUUGAAAGAAAGGACAGCAUUGUGCCAUGGAAACUGGCAUGCCUGCAUAGGGCUUUCAAUGAAGGCGAUGUGAGUGGAGAGCUGCUGGUGGACAUAGGUUCGGGUCCCACCCUGUACCAGGUGCUGAGUGGCUGUGAGGUUUUCAGCAAGGUGCUCCUCACAGACUUCCUGGAGGUCAACAGGGAGGAGCUGAAGCACUGGCUCCAAGAUGAUGGAGGCUGCAACCUGGACUGGACUCCGUACCUGCAGCACGUCUGCAAGCUGGAGGGACGACGCAGGCCCUCAGCAUGGACAGAGAAAGCUGCUAAGCUACGUCAGGUCAUCACCGACAUCCUCCCCAUUGACGUGCACCGCCCUCAGCCUCUGGCCCAUGAUGCCCUUCCUUCAGCAGGUGCCGACUGCCUCGUGUCCUGCUUCUGUUUGGAGAGCGUCAGCCCUGAUUUGGCUGCUUUCACCAGGGCCUUGGGCCACAUUGGUAGGCUUCUGCGGCCUGGUGGCCACCUCCUGCUCAUCGGAGCCCUGGGAGAGAGUUACUAUUUUGGAGGGCCUGGCGUAAAGAUCCCUGUGGUCCCACUGACUGAGGCCCAGGUCUGUGAUAGUUUGAAGGAGAGCGGCUACACCCUGAUCAGGCUGGAGGUUUACACACUGCCUCAGGACAUGAGGGUGGGGGUCGAUGAUGUGACUGGGGUGUUUUUUGCGAAGGCAAGAAAGGAUUAAAAGAUAAAGAGGGAGAAAAGGCAAAGGGUGAAGGGUAUUAAAGUUAAAAGCGAAGAAAUAGCUAUCCAGAUGAAAGUAUUAUAGAUUAAGCCGAGGUAAAUGCAUGCUUAAGCACAGCAAACAAUUGUUGGUAAUGCUUUUAUAUUUUUUUACCAAUCAUUUUUUAUUAUUGGUAAAAAUAAUACCCACCAAUAUUUUUAUUUUUUGUUUUGUUUUGGGCUAGAAGAUGCUUUGUGAUACUCAAUAAUUUUGCUAAUAUUGCUGAUUCUCGUAGGAAAAGAUUAUUAGAUGUGUUUUCUGAGGGUGAAUAGUACUGACAUUCCCUUUUGUUGCCAGAGGAGCUCUCAGUGUUAGAAAUGUAAUCACACAUUGCCUCCUGCAGUUCAAACACAGCAACUACAGCAUCAAGAAUGUAAUGCUUCAAUUUUUGGUUUUCAGCACAUCAUAUAAAAUCAUAACAUAGCAAUUUCCCAGCCGUUUAUAAACAGUAUAUUUUGAUAUACUAUAUACUUCUUUUCAAUUAACUGUUAUUCAAUUAAGAGGUUGAUGAGUGGCCUAUUGUGUUUUGUAAUUUGUGAUAAAGUGAAUAAAGAAGCAAGGCUAAAACAA